Molecule: messenger RNA, 1871 nt
Organism: Leptinotarsa decemlineata (Colorado potato beetle)
Lineage: Eukaryota; Metazoa; Arthropoda; Insecta; Coleoptera; Chrysomelidae
Product: UPAR/Ly6 domain-containing protein crok
Biological process (GO): positive regulation of voltage-gated potassium channel activity; regulation of synaptic transmission, cholinergic; sleep
Source: RefSeq, a predicted model, not a curated record
UGACGUUUGACAGUUGACGGUGACGUUUGAGGUUGAUCAAAACAAUAAUAUUGAUGACAAUUUAUAAUUAGGAUACGCCCGUUUGAUUCAAGUGAAAAAUAUUCUGUUUGAGCAACUUUUGCAAAUAUACUUCAAGAGGGGUUGAAAUGAUGAUAAAAAGUAGUUUAUUUGUUUCCUGUUUCAUCUUGAUAUUAUCAAUUAUUAGGAUAGGUGAAGCAGUUAGAUGUUUUCAAUGCGGAUCUGAUGAGGAUGGCCCAAACGAUGAUAAUUGCGGAGCAUACAAGAAGUUUGACAAACGAAAUCACAUUGCAAUCGACUGUAACAGUGAAGAGAGUCAUAUGCCUGGAACAUUCUGUAUGAAAGUUACUCAGCAAAGCCCCAAAGGAUUCAUAUGGGACGGCCGGUGGAGACAGGUCAUCAGAAGAUGUGCUUCCGUUGCUGACACUGGAGUCACAGGAGUUUGUAACUGGGGAGUAUAUGAGAAUGGAAUAUACUGGGAGGAAUGUUAUUGUUCGGAAGAUGAAUGUAAUAGUGCCAGCAUGACUAGGCUUUCGAAAACUUUUGGAUUGAGUUUGGUGUUGUUAGCCACAUUGGGAUAUUUUUUCCAGUAGAAUAUCUUGGAAAAACGGUUCAUGAUAUUUGACAGGGAAAAACAAAUGGACAUGUUCAAUUCGAGGACCAUCAAAAAAUUCAAUUAGUAUUCCCUACUAAGUAGUGGGUACUGCUAAAGUAUUAGAAUACUAUUCAAAACCAAGAUAAGGAUUUUUUCAUCCCGUCGAAUAUUUUAUCAACAACUUAUGUUUCUUCAAUAGUCAUUGUAUUUCUGAUAAUACUGAAGUGCAGAGAAUCUCAUUUUUAUUUUUGUAAAUAAGAGUAUUAUUUGUACAUAUUCUCUUCUUUUUUAUUUUCCAGUCGUUUUCAUCAAAAGUCUUGACAAUUUUCACUUAUCAAUUGGCUAAAUUUUUGAACCUGAGGCAGGAUGUAGGUUGAAUGUAUCAUUACGUUCUUUCAUUUUCAAAAUAAAGUUUCCAACUGCCAGCAGGCUAAAACUAUGUAGAAGAGUAUCCGCAUGAUGUCAGGUUAUUCAUCAGAUCCAGAUAACAAAUCCAAAAGCAUAAAGUGGGAAUAAUGUUCCGAAGAAACAAAGGAAGCAAUUGAUUACUAUAGUUUUUCCUUUAAUUUACUGAAUUGUCAGGUGUAUUCGACAAUCGAGAUGUCUGUUAUCUGUUAAUGAUAGUGUUGCUGGAGAUCUUUCAGCUAAAUAGAUUUUGUAAAUUUUUUACACACACGUAUUUUUGCCUAAUUUUCAAAUUUGACAUUUUGUAUUCGUCACCUAGUUUUCCGACUCUUUUAUAGAUUUCAGAAUCGAUCUGACUCAUUAUAUCGACCUUCUUUACAUAAUUUCAUCUUCAGUCUGAAAACUGAUUUUCCUCCUCAAAAAUGACUUUCGUUCAAGGUCUGAUUUUGUUUGAUAUAUGUUAUACCUUCGAAUUAAAUUUAUAUAUUUGUGCAGAAUUGUUUUGAUGCUGCCUUCAUGCAGGUUGAUUAUGCCAACGAUUUAUUUGUUUUUUCUUGUGGAUUUUAUGUUUUGAUUCUCUCCAUUUUAAGACUAAGUAUUUUUGAUAUUUUAUCUCACUUUUGUAGAUUCUUGAAUAAACGAAGUGCCUGUUUCCUUGUAAGCAUGGAUUACUUUCCAUAGAUUUAGUUUAUGUACUGUAAAGGUUCCGUCCAAUAAGAAUUGCGAAUUCCAUUGAUCAUUGUAUUGAAAAGUAUAGAUCUUGAUGUGUAUAUUUAAGUAUUAUAGAAAUUUUAAUAAUUUUUUAUUAUUGUUAUUUGCUACUUUUCAUAAAUAAUUAAAAGAAUGUUUUUUA